Molecule: messenger RNA, 1888 nt
Organism: Topomyia yanbarensis
Lineage: Eukaryota; Metazoa; Arthropoda; Insecta; Diptera; Culicidae
Exons: 2
Coding region: 188-1198 (336 amino acids)
Molecular function (GO): nucleic acid binding; zinc ion binding
Source: RefSeq, a predicted model, not a curated record
UGUUUAGCAGUCGUAGUUUCCGAAAGCCCUUAGCAACGAUCCUCGGCCAUAGCAUACUGGCGACGAGAAUAAAAAGAAACGUGGUACAAUCACGGUGUAAGGAAAAUUGGUUCAAUAGUUUACUCGCGUGAUAGUCGAGCAGUAAAAAUUGGACGUUUGCGUUUUAAUUGAAAUCGUAAAAAACGCUAUGGCAAUGUCAGUAGAAGAUGAAAAUAAAAUGGUCACUGUGACCGUAGACAAAAGAACAAAAGGGAAGUUUCCUGUGUAUGUACCUGGGUUAAAUGUGAACUCUUAUCUACAAACAGUAGAUAUAUUUUUUGCUUUGAAUAGAACUCCAGACGACGAAAAGGCGUUGGAAUUCAUAACCAGUGUUGGUCAAGAGACGGCCAACCGAAUAAUUGGCAGUUUCAAACCGAAUAGGAUCGUUGAUAAAACAUACGCGCAAAUAGUGGAUAAGUUUAAAGUCUUACACGAAGAGAACAAAAAUGUGUUUGCUGAACGGCAUCGGUUGAUAACGCGGAAACAAGAAGAGGGCGAAUCGCUGGACGAUUUCGCUAUAGAUUUACAGAACAUUGUUGAACAUUGUAGUGUGAGCGUCGAUACGGAAGCUACAUUAGUGCAAUCAGUAUUCGUGGCAGGGAUUCGGAAUGAAAAAACAAGAGAGACUAUGAUACGGGAUGCAAACCAUACGCUAAACCUAGCUCAACUACUAGAAAAAGCUAAAACAGUUGAGAUAGCCGCCUUCGAGGCUCGAAAAAUGUCUAAGCAAAGUUCCAGCAUGGUUAAUUAUGUGGGUCAAAACAAUUCAGUGCGUAACAGAAGUUUCAUCAAACCAGGAAGGUUCCACGAAAGUGCAUGUUCCGGGCAAGGACCGAAGGAUAUUUCGAGUCAUCGAGGAAAUUUUAAAGUUAGCAGCGACACGGUGUGCUACAAUUGUUAUAAUAAAGGUCAUUUGUCUUAUAACUGCACGCUGCCCAAAGUUAAGAAGCCACGCCAUGGAUCUCCAAUACCUAGAAAUAAUUCAGUGAGGAAGAGAGCUUUCGAAGAACGGAUCAACCAAUUAUCAGCAGCCAUGGAAGAUCUCAAAAUGAGUUUAGGCGACGAGAAUGCUACAGGUGAUGAUCAGUCAGGGGAAGAACUGGACACCGAGGAUGCCCAAUCAAAUUGGAUUAACAAUAUAUUGCUCGAUCGACAAUGAAAUCAAAAAAAUUUUGCAUCACCACCAUCAAUCACCAACUACCGAAGACAACAUAAUACCGAAUGAACGAAUUUUUGCUUUCCCACCUCGCACGAAGCUGUCUGCCCUAAGAGGGAAUAAUAAAACAUUCCAUUACGACGACAACGCUCAAAAUACGCCAACAGUUUUCAAAACCAACAGUAAAAUAAUUUAUACAUAUAAAUCAAAUGGUAGAGCUCUUAGCACAGAAGGUACCAUAUUAAAAAAAAUAUCGAAUCUAACUUAUUUGAUAGACGUAAAUGGCGGUACCCGUAAAGCGCAUAGAAAUCAAUUAAAACACAUUCCCCAGAAACCAUUCGUUCUGAAAAAUUCUAUCGCUCCGGAGUUAGCGGCAGAAUACGAUCUACAAAACGAAACAAUCAGGUCAGAGAUUAAAACAGAACAUAAACAUACACCAUCAAGUGCAUUGCCUAAACUAAAAACAAAACCAGUAUUACGGCGAUCUACUAGAUAUAUAAAAUCAAAGUACAAAAAUCUUAAUUUAGGGCAACUAGUUAAGAAGAAGAAAUCCAAAUGAAAUAAUUGUUUAAGUUUAUUUUUGAAUACCCAAACAUUGCAUAAUAUUGAAUUUAAAAAAAGAUGAAUUAUGAAUUUAAGGAGGGAGAUGUGAGAGGCGAGAUGAGAUGUAUCUCAUCUCAUAGCGAAGAACAC